Leucoraja erinaceus (little skate) is the source of this 682-nucleotide messenger RNA. It is a transcript of the gene higd1a, whose product is annotated as HIG1 hypoxia inducible domain family, member 1A. Gene Ontology annotation, biological process: mitochondrial respirasome assembly. Lineage: Eukaryota; Metazoa; Chordata; Chondrichthyes; Rajiformes; Rajidae. The transcript is spliced from 4 exons. The coding region runs from base 140 to 451 and encodes 103 amino acids. Gene Ontology annotation, cellular component: mitochondrion. The record is from RefSeq and is a predicted model, not a curated record.
CCGAGUUGCCGUGGGUGGGGAUGCGCGUCAUUUCCGCCCGCGGCGGUGACGUCGGAUCUUAUGGGGACCGGAUGCCAGUUGCCGGCGUGAAGAGCUCGGAGCAGGACGUGUGUCGUAGCGGUCGUUACUGUCAGCCAUCAUGUCUUCAAGUAAUGUAAGCUUGCUUCCUACACUUGGCCAAGAAGGUGAUCACACUUCUAAACUUCUUCGAAAAUCCAAGGAGUCCCCAUUUGUUCCUAUCGGUAUUGCUGGGUUUGCAUCAGUGGUAGCCUAUGGACUCUACAAAAUGAAGACCAGAGGGAACAAAAAAAUGUCAGUGCAUUUUAUCCACAUGCGUGUGGCAGCCCAAGGAUGUGUUGUGGGAGCAAUGACUAUAGGAGUUCUGUACUCUAUGUACAAAGAAUAUGUUGUGAAGCCCAGAGAAGAGAAAAAUGCUCUCCUUCAUAAAUGAAUUGAAAUUUCUACAGUAUCUCCAAUAACUUAAUUUUAGGUUCUUAAGUGUACCGCACACUGAGGGGAUUAGAAUUUUUCUUGUUUUAAAUAUUUGUAGAAUAUGUGCUAGAUUUUUAGAUUUGAUUUUUCUCGAAGUAUACUGAUCUUACAUCUACACAGGGUAGGUGAUUUUCCAUGAGAUGAUUGCUGUUGUUUGCUGCAAAGUGUCAUAAUUUUAUCAAAUGUCUUU